UUUGUAGAUCUACGAAGACGUAACUAGCAGCCCAAGUGAUACGUGAACAUCAACCUGCGUACGUUACCAAGCUAGCUACAUUAGCAGCGAGCUAACAAGACUAUUUUAUGUGUUGUGAGUUUAGCUUGGGCUUAGUUAACAUUAUCAAGUUUACAUUAUGGACGUUUUGCGUCCACAUCUUAUCAAUAUAAAUGGAAGAAUAUACCGGAGAAAUGUCAUUAAGGAAGAACAUUAUGAAGAAGAAGAGGAUUUUUCGUACAUGGGACCACCAGAGAGUGAAGAUCUUGCAGCAGAUGAAACCUGUGACACCUACAUCAUUGAACAGACUGACAAAGGAUACCGCUGUGCAAUUGAUGUCCCAAGUGUUCUUUACAAAUACAUCAUUGGGAAAAAAGGAGAGACACGCAGACGUCUAGAGUCUGACACAAAGACAUCUAUCAGCAUCCCGAAACAAGGCAUGGAAGGACAGAUUGUUAUCACAGGUUCCCACAAAGCCGCAGUCUCAUCUGCUGUCACACGAGUUGAGGUCCUUGUUGACAGUUUCCGGAGAAAGCAGCCGUUCACUCACUUCCUGUCAUUCCCUCUGAAUGAUCCCAAGAUUCAAGAAGGAUUCGUGAGAUUUAAAGACGAGGUGUUGCAGCAGUGUUCACAGGAUCAUGGGGUAGAGGAAAGCAUCUUUCAGAACCCUGCAAAGCUUCACCUGACAAUCGGCACCCUGGCUCUGUUAAAUGAGACAGAAGUGAGAAAAGCCUGUGAACACCUCCAAGAGUGUCAAAACUUCAUUAGGGACAUCACAGAAGGAAACCCUCUGCCAUUGGAGGUGACAGGUAUAGAGUACAUGAAUGAUGACCCAGCGAUGGUGGAUGUCCUGUAUGCCAAAGUCAGUGUGAAAGAUGGAUCUGACAAGUUGCAGGUGAUUGCAGACCGGCUGGUAGAGCACUUUGUCUCUACAGGGCUGAUGGUCAGAGAAUGGGACAAAGUGAAGCUGCAUGGCACUGUGAUAAACACUUUGUUCAGAAAGGACUCCACAGCUGAAGACUCGGGCAGCACAGGAAGACAAACCACGAGCGAAAGAGAGGCUUUUGAUGCCAGAAACAUAUUAAAGAAAUUUGGCGCUUAUCGUUUUGGAGAGUUUGAGCUGAACACUGUCCUGCUGUCCCAGAGAUAUUCAACAGAUUGUACAGGCUACUACACGUCUGCAGGGAGCGUCAACUUCUCAUGACCUGCUACACAGCUGAGUACAUUCUGAGGGACAUGAUUAAGGACGUGUUGGGCAGAUGUCUUCUCUAAUGAUCCCACUGAAAACACGUGAAGGAACAUACGUCAUCUGUAGACAGACUCACACUCUCAAAACAGAUUUCAUUUGUAUGGAGAUUUCAGUAGAAGAUGUUUGCAUGUUUUUCAUGUUUGCUGCAUAGCAUCUGGAGCGUAUUGGACUACGGCUGCUCAUCAGCUAUUAUUCAGUAAUGUUUUCAAUUAAUCGAUCAAAAUGUCAGAAAAUAGUGAAAAAUUCAAAAACAUUUUGCAUUUAUAAGCACUAUACAACAUUUGAUAAACGGUAAUACACCAUAAUAUAGUUGUAAUUUUGCCAACAUAUAGUGUGUAAUAGACCAUUUAUUUAUUAUUUAUACAGUAUACUGCUCAUACAUUAUAAGCAGGGGGACUGAGGUAUUGUGGAAGAAUGCCUCUCAUAGUUUCCCAGAGUCCAAGGUGACAUCUUUAAAUCUUUUAUGUUGUCCGACAAACGGAGCAAAACCCAAAGAUGUUUCAUUUAUAAAGAUUUCAUUUAAAAACACUGGUACACGUUUGUUUGAUUUCCAUAGAUUUCUGGAAGACGGAUUGAUUUGAACUGAUUCUCGACAAAAUUAUGUUGCUAUGCAUGUCUGUGUGGGUGAGCUUGCUUACGCACUGCCCGACAAACAUCUUUCUUCUGUCCCUGCCACAUCUCUCACCCUAAUUAGUCAGCUCUCCCCUUCCUGCUGUGGAAAUGUCCAGUCUCACCCUUGAGAUUUGGAGACUAGCAUGUGUCCCUUUCAAUAAGGCAGAUAAAUAAGACCUCUGUAUCUGUUUGUGCUAGCCGCAAACCUGUUUCCUCAAUGGAUUUGCGUCUCUAUUUCUGAAGAUCUGAGGAGACACAGGAGCAGGAUUUUAAUUAAAAUGUUAAACAGUUUGGUUGUCUUUGCAGGCAUGUGUGCUUGUUUACAUGCACUGAUGAGUCAAAUAUGUAGGCUGGUUCACUGUGUCUGCUGAAAACAAGCCUUUGCGAUGUAAAACCAGCUGAAAAAAGAUCUCCAGUUUAUUUACUUUUUUCUCCUGUGUUAAAAGUGUAGAAAUAAAUAAGCUGUGGUUUAAAAGAAAGUGAAAGCAAAAGCAAUCACUUAGAUGAGCCCAUAGAGUUAAAAACUUGCAGUGAACCUUUCAGUAAUGAGAAUUCAUAUGUGUGUUAUCUCAACCAAGUAUUGUUUUGGCCUCUGUCCAAUUUGCAUAUUUAAUUUCAUGCCAGUUUUCAAAGAAGCCUUUUUUUAUGCAAAGGCUGUUUGAAAUAGGUCUUACUUGAUCAAUGUCAAACUUUUUUUUUUUUUUAGCUCAUUUUGGGUUUUGAUAUUCAGAAGCGCGCUGUGCAAUUUUCAUAGUAUAAUUAGAAAUUAAGCUUUCAUUCAGGAGGACUGGCAGUAACAUUUGCUGGUGGGAAAAUGCUGGUAAUAGAGUAGAUAUGUUUGUUUAGCAUGCUCGGAGCAAGUAACAACACGCAUGAAAUCGUUAAAGUGCCUAUUUGCUGUUCACGGUAAUGGUACGUUUUACCCACGUGUACCUUAAAGCGCAAAUGCUGAUCAGGUUCAUUUAACAGAGCAACGCAUAAAAUAAUUUAAAACAAACCCAAUUAACUGAAAAGAAACAAACUGUUGGUGUCAUGUUUUCCUCUAACAAGAUUGAAUCCUAGGACUGUUUUCAGGAAGUAUUCAUCUGAUCAAACUCAUCUAUCCAUGAGAAGUUAUAAAGGCGCCCUAUAAAUGAUCCUGUCAAACAAAGCUGAUGAAUCUUUCAAAUUGAAUGUCGUUAGCUGCGAAGUAUGACAGGGUGCCUUCCUUUGAUUGUUCUCUCAUGUCGGAUGUGACUCUACAGUCGAGUGUCACCGCCGUUUGAAUUUCACACUAAUCACUCUGUCACUAAUGGGCAUG
Lates calcarifer (barramundi perch) is the source of this 3179-nucleotide messenger RNA. RefSeq names its product activating signal cointegrator 1 complex subunit 1 (gene ascc1). The transcript is spliced from 10 exons. The record is from RefSeq and is a predicted model, not a curated record. Lineage: Eukaryota; Metazoa; Chordata; Actinopteri; Centropomidae. Gene Ontology annotation, molecular function: RNA binding. The coding region runs from base 158 to 1222 and encodes 354 amino acids. Gene Ontology annotation, biological process: regulation of DNA-templated transcription; DNA alkylation repair. Gene Ontology annotation, cellular component: nucleus.